AAAUGGAUUUUGAAGCCCUGAAAAAAUACUCAGCACUACAUCCUAAACCUGCUGGACUUACUCUUCAGUAUGGCACCGCAGGUUUUCGCACCAAGGCCGAACAGCUUGAUCACGUCAUGUUCCGCAUGGGCUUGCUGGCAGUUCUCAGGUCCAAAGCCGUGGUAGCUACUAUUGGCGUCAUGGUUACAGCAUCUCACAAUCCAGAAGAAGAUAAUGGUGUAAAGCUGGUUGAUCCUCUUGGAGAAAUGCUGCACCCUUCCUGGGAAGAGUAUGCCACACAACUAGCAAAUGCAGAGGAAGGAGAAUUACAGAAAAUAAUAACUGAGAUCUGCCAAAAAGCAGCAGUGAACCAGCACAAAGAUGCUUCAGUUUUUAUUGGUAGAGACACCAGGCCAAGCAGCGAGAAGCUUUCACAGUCAGUAAUAGAUGGUAUCUCUGUUCUAGGUGGUCAGUACCACGACUAUGGUCUGGUGACAACACCACAGCUACAUUACAUGGUCUGUUGCCAAAACACCCAAGGGCGGUAUGGGAAAGCAACGCUGGAAGGUUAUUAUGAAAAACUGUCCAAAGCUUUUACAGAACUGAUAAAACAGUCUCCCUGCUCUGGAGAGAGUCAGAGGCACCUGAAGAUUGACUGUGCCAAUGGAAUAGGAGCCCUGAAGAUGUCAGAAAUGGAGCCCUACUUUCCAAAAGAGGUGCUAAUUCACCUAUAUAAUGAUGGAACCAAGGAGAAACUCAAUCACUUAUGUGGUGCAGAUUUUGUGAAGGUUCACCAGAAACCACCUAGAGGUGAUGGCAUGAAUGGUUCUGCUUGCACAAUGGAAAGAGAGAAUCCUACAGCUGGGUUUGGCACCUCCCUGUUUUAUAUUAGUCUCAAUUGUUUGGAGGAGUACA
Molecule: messenger RNA, 894 nt
Organism: Antrostomus carolinensis (chuck-will's-widow)
Lineage: Eukaryota; Metazoa; Chordata; Aves; Caprimulgiformes; Caprimulgidae
Product: phosphoacetylglucosamine mutase-like
Exons: 6
Biological process (GO): carbohydrate metabolic process; UDP-N-acetylglucosamine biosynthetic process; hemopoiesis
Molecular function (GO): magnesium ion binding; phosphoacetylglucosamine mutase activity
Source: RefSeq, a predicted model, not a curated record